CACAGAGCCGGGCCGAUGUCGGGCGCCUUGCCGCUGAGGCGGGCCGGGCUAGUGCUGCUCCUUAUGGCCGCCGCGCCCUGGGCCGGGGCGAGGCCGCCGCCCGGCGCCCCCGUGGGCCAGCCCCGGCCCAGCGUGGUGCUGGUGGUUUGCGACUCCUUGGAUGGACGCUUGACGUUUUAUCCUGGAAAUCAGACUGUGGAUUUGCCUUUCAUAAAUUUUAUGAAAAGAUAUGGCACUGUCUUUCUCAAUGCCUAUACCAAUUCUCCAAUUUGUUGUCCUUCCCGUGCAGCGAUGUGGAGUGGUCUUUUCACGCAUUUAACAGAGUCUUGGAAUAACUUCAAAGGUCUAGAUCCAGGUUAUGUAACAUGGAUGGAUCUCAUGGAGAAGCAUGGCUACCACACACAGAAGUAUGGGAAAUUGGACUAUACUUCUGGACAUCAUUCAGUAAGUAACCGUGUGGAAGCUUGGACUAGGGAUGUUGACUUUCUGCUCCGCCAAGAAGGGAGACCUAUGGUAAACCUGACUGGUGAUAAGAAGCAUGUGAGAGUGAUGGAAGCAGAUUGGCAGAAUACUGAUAAAGCAGUUAAUUGGAUAAAGAAUGAAGCCGUUAACCUUACUCAACCAUUUGUUCUUUACUUGGGGCUGAAUUUACCACACCCGUAUCCAUCACCCUAUGCAGGAGAAAAUUUUGGAUCCUCUACAUUUGUAACAUCUCCCUAUUGGCUUGAAAAGGUGACUUAUGAAGCUAUUAAAAUACCCAAGUGGUCUUCUCUUUCAAAGAUGCAUCCAGUAGACUAUUACUCAUCUUACACUAAGAAUUGCACAGGCGAGUUUACAAAGCAAGAAGUGAGAAAUAUUAGAGCAUUUUAUUAUGCUAUGUGUGCAGAGACAGAUGCCAUGCUCGGUGAGGUUAUUUCAGCUCUGAGAGAUACUAGGCUUCUUAAAAAAACAGUUGUUAUAUUCACUGCAGAUCAUGGAGAACUUGCUAUGGAACACCGGCAGUUCUAUAAAAUGAGCAUGUAUGAAGGAAGUUCACAUGUUCCCCUUUUAGUUAUGGGGCCAGGCAUAAAAAAACAGCAGCAAAUACCAAAUGUGGUAUCUCUUGUGGAUAUAUAUCCUACUAUGCUUGAUAUAGCAAGAAUUCCUGUCCCACAGAACCUCAGUGGAUAUUCUCUUAUACCACUGCUACAUGGGAAGGCUGAGAACGGAGUGUCACCCAGAGGGCAUCGGCCCUCAUGGGUAUUGAGUGAGUUCCAUGGAUGCAAUGUAAAUUCUUCCGUGUACAUGCUUCGAACUGGCAAAUGGAAAUAUAUCACGUUCUCAGAUGGCUGUUCAGUACUUCCACAGCUGUUUGAUCUUACUGCUGAUCCGGAUGAGCUGACAAACAUUGCUGUAAAAUUCCCAGCAAUGGUACAUUCCUUGGACAAAAUACUCCACUCUAUAGUAAACUACCCGAAGGUUUCUUCUUCUGUUCAGGAGUAUAACAAAAGACAGUUUAUCAGCUGGAAACAAAGUUUAGGUCAGAAUUACUCAAAUGUUAUUGCCAACCUUAGGUGGCAUCAAGACUGGUUAAAGGAACCAGAAAAAUAUGAGAAUGCAAUUGACAAAUGGCUUCAUCAAAGGUUUCCAGAGGAGCCCAGUGCAUGGGGGCAGGUUUGCAGAUAAUGCAGAAAACCCUAGGAAUGUGCCAGCUCACAAAGCAGAGCUACAGCAUCAAGAGGCAGAGAUGCUCCAUUGCAAGGUGAUUCUGUGGUAUCAGAGCCAACCAGUUGUGAUCUGAUCUGAAGCCAGUAUGUCUACUCUGGUGCUUCUUUUCGUAUCCCGUAGUCUUAAAAUGCUUAUUUAAAUAGAAGACCCUGACUUGUUUGCUAAAAGUAAACCUUUGACUUUUCCAAGUUACUAUUUGCAUGUGAACCUUCGUUCUUAAAAGCUAGAGAGAAGGCAAAAGCCCCCUAGUGCCUUCCGGCCUCUGUUUGCAAUAAAUAGUCUACCUGUGUUGGAAUAGAACUGAGCUAAUUUAAAUACUAAAAUAGAUACAUUUAACAAUGCAGUCAUAAUCAAUUACUCUGAUUUAGUUAUGUGAAUGCAUCUGCAUUAUUGUAACACAAAUGAGACUUGCAGCAUGCAAGGUUGGCUAACUAACAGGAAGAAACUUGUUUUCAAACGUGCUAAGGGAAUUAUGUAGUAUUAACAUUGAAGAGCAAUUUUUGAAUGAAAGGGAGAAGGG
Messenger RNA from Pezoporus flaviventris, 2227 nucleotides. RefSeq names its product arylsulfatase family member K (gene ARSK). NCBI's taxonomy places the organism in Eukaryota, Metazoa, Chordata, Aves, Psittaciformes, Psittacidae. The coding region runs from base 16 to 1665 and encodes 549 amino acids. The transcript has 9 exons. The record is from RefSeq and is a predicted model, not a curated record.